UCUGAUAGUCCCCGAAUGCAGCAUUAGGUUUGGGCUACACCUUAAACGCUUGAAAGAUGCUAAAGGAAAAUACGUUAUUGUGGUACUUAUGUAAAGAGCAGCGCGUCCUUAAGAACUUCGUCUAACACGGUUGAAUCAGAAUGGACGAAGAGGCCAAGAUGCGGACCAGAUGCCACCUUUUGGACUUGCCCUGGGAGGAUGUCCUUGUGCCACAUAUUUUAUGCCAUUUGCCACUGCAGCACCUUGUCAGCCUGCAACGGGUGAGCAAGCAGUUCCACAGCCUCAUCCAGGUGUAUCUAGCCAACUGCAGGACCUUUGAUCUGUCCUCGAUUGGACCAUCCAUUUCCAAGGAAGCGUUUUGCUCCAUGUUAAAGGACAACAAAGUUCUCCACAGCCUGUCUCUCCAGAGCUGUUCCGACUGGGUGACGGACAAAGAGCUGCUGCCAGUCAUCGGCCAGAACCAGCACCUGCAGAGAGUGGACAUGAGCGGGUGUGUUUGGCUCACCCGCCACUCCCUGGUGGCGGUGUCCUUGAGCUGCAUGCACCUCCGCCACCUCGGCCUGGCUCACUGCGAGUGGGUGGACAGCCUGUCCCUGCGCAGCCUCGCCGACCACUGCGGGGGGCUGCAGUCCAUCAACCUCACCGCCUGCCGCCAGCUCAAGGACGACGCCAUCUGCUACCUGGCCAAGAAGUGUUUGAAGUUGAGGUCUCUGUCUUUGGCUGUCAACGCCAACGUCACUGACGAGUCGGUGGAGGAGGUGGCCAAGAACUGCAGGGGCCUGGAGCAGCUGGACCUGACAGGUUGCCUGCGGGUCAGGAACCAGUCCAUCAGGACUCUCGCGGAGUACUGCCCGAAGCUGCAGUCCCUGAAGGUGAAUCACUGCCACGACGUGACAGAGUCGAGCCUGGAUCCUCUACGCAAGCGCAACGUUGUGAUAGACGUUGAGCCGCCUUUACAGAGGGCUCUGGUGCUUCUUCAGGAUGUGUUGGGUUUUGCUCCAUUUAUCAACCUCCAAAUAUAGUCUUUUCGCCAUCUAGCUGUCAUGUGCACACAGGUGUCCUCAUCAAAGCCGCCACUCUCAACUGCAUCACAUGUUCGUGGGAGUGGCUCCAAAAAAAAAGGACCUGGAAGUUUUACUCUCAAGUUUAAAAAUAACGUGGGCGAAAAAGCUCACCGGAAUGGGAUCAAAGAUGAACAUAUUGUUUACGUCUGAAAACGACUAAAGAAAGCCAUGUACUUUUAAGAACUGCCGCCUCAUGUCUAAAAGAUGUCACUCCACUGUUAGUUAAUCAUUCAGUGUUGUAAUAUUGUGGGUUUAAGGAAAAUAAGUUACUUAACUAUAGUAGUGUAUUUCUUUGUUUUGUUUUUAAAGUAAAGUAAUGCUUUACUUUGUUUUUAUGACAUAUUAAGAAAUUAUCUUACGUUUCAUUUAGAAACAUUAAAAUAAUGUUUGAGUUCAAUUAAACAUUUCAUUUUGCCUGUGUUUUAAAGGAUAAAUUCACUCAAAUCACAAUCAACAUUUUCUCUGUUUUGGCUUUAUGUUUUCAGGCUUUUGUUACCUUCACUUCUGGGACUUUUUCUGCCGCUACAAUUCAAUGGAGGCGAAUACAAUUUUCUCAGUAGUGCUGAUUGUUUGUCUUCCAGAAACAAAGUCCUGGCUGCUCAGAAUAAUCCACCGUCCUCAUGGUCUUGAGGUUUUAACUGCUUCUAAAAUGAAAAACUGCUGACCAGCUUUAUUGCUCACGGUCGGAUCAAACCUAUCUUGCAUGGCUGAAAGCCACCAGAGAUUAGUGGGAAAACGUUGAUACAUUUUCUUUUGCCGUUGGUGAAGCGAUCCUUUGAAUUCAUAUUGCUCAUAAAUUCAUACAUGUAUAAAAAAGUAUUUGAAGUAGUAAUGUAUUGUUUCCAUUAAAUACUUGACAUGAUUAGAAUGCUGAAGUGCUGUUACAGAGUAAUACAGUAUAUUCAAUAUAUACGUAAGAAAUAUUAAUUAGCAAAAUAUCAUCAGUUGAAUAUUGUCCCUUUUCAGGCUUCAUAAAUCAGCUUUGAUGCAA
Pungitius pungitius (ninespine stickleback) is the source of this 2055-nucleotide messenger RNA. RefSeq names its product F-box and leucine-rich repeat protein 15 (gene fbxl15). Gene Ontology annotation, cellular component: SCF ubiquitin ligase complex. NCBI's taxonomy places the organism in Eukaryota, Metazoa, Chordata, Actinopteri, Perciformes, Gasterosteidae. Bases 141 to 1022 code for a protein of 293 amino acids. Gene Ontology annotation, molecular function: protein binding. Gene Ontology annotation, biological process: SCF-dependent proteasomal ubiquitin-dependent protein catabolic process. The transcript is spliced from 5 exons. The record is from RefSeq and is a predicted model, not a curated record.